This is a messenger RNA of Argentina anserina (silverweed cinquefoil), 1884 nucleotides long. RefSeq names its product phospho-2-dehydro-3-deoxyheptonate aldolase 2, chloroplastic-like. Bases 76 to 1656 code for a protein of 526 amino acids. NCBI's taxonomy places the organism in Eukaryota, Viridiplantae, Streptophyta, Magnoliopsida, Rosales, Rosaceae. The record is from RefSeq and is a predicted model, not a curated record. Gene Ontology annotation, molecular function: 3-deoxy-7-phosphoheptulonate synthase activity. Gene Ontology annotation, biological process: aromatic amino acid biosynthetic process. The transcript has 5 exons.
UCUUCUUCUAUCCCAACAUCAAACUCUGACACAACUCCAGAACACACAGAGAACUGCCUCCACAGUCGGAUAGAUAUGUCUCUGACAGCCACAGCCGCCGCCGCAGCAACCUCUGCCAACCUCACCACCUCCACCCCCUUCCUCUCCCGUACCACCCCAAAACCCAUCACCACCCUUUUCAAACCUUUCCUACUCUCCAUCCUCCCCAAACACCCCAAGACCUUCAUCUCCGCCGUCUCCUCCUCCUCCUCGGUUUCCUCCUCCACCGCCGACUGGGCCGUGGACUCAUGGAAAUCCAAGACGGCCCAACAGCAGCCGGUUUACCCGGACCCCGAGGAGCUCCAGACCGUGUUGACCACCCUCGAGACGUUCCCGCCAAUUGUGUUUGCCGGAGAGGCCAGGCGGCUGGAGACCUUGCUCGGCAAGGCCGCUCAGGGGGAGGCAUUUUUGCUUCAGGGUGGGGAUUGUGCCGAGAGCUUCAAGGAGUUUAAUGCUAAUAAUAUUAGGGAUACCUUCAGAGUCUUCUUGCAGAUGGCCAUCACUCUCAUUUAUGGGGCUCAAAUGCCCGUCAUCAAGGUUGGGAGAAUGGCAGGUCAAUUCGCAAAGCCUAGGUCUGAUGAUUUUGAGACAAGAGAUGGCGUGAAGCUCCCUAGUUAUCGGGGAGACAAUAUCAAUGGUGAUGCUUUUGAUGAGAAAUCUAGAAUACCAGACCCACAAAGGUUGGUCAGAGCAUACCUCCAAUCUGUUGGUACGCUGAAUCUCCUCAGAGCAUUUGCCACUGGUGGUUAUGCUGCAAUGCAGAGAGUCUCAGAUUGGAAUCUUGACUUCGUGGGGAAUAGUGAGCAAGGGAACAGGUACAUGGAACUUGCACAACGAGUGGAUGAAGCUAUUGGAUUCCUUACUGCUGCUGGGGUUACUAAGGACCAUCCAAUCAUGAAUACAAUUGAGUAUUGGAUAUCUCAUGAAUGCCUCCAUUUACCAUAUGAGCAGGCCUUGACUAGGGAGGAUUCAACAACUGGCCGUUUCUAUGAUUGUUCUGCCCACAUGCUUUGGGUAGGGGAGAGGACUCGACAAUUGGAUGGAGCACAUGUUGAAUUCCUUCGUGGUGUAUCCAAUCCUCUCGGCAUUAAGGUGAGUGAUAAAAUGGACCCAACGGAGCUUGUGAAACUGUGUGAGAUUCUUAACCCUCAUAACAAACCUGGCAGACUGACAAUCAUUACCAGGAUGGGAGCAGAUAAUAUGCGGAUAAAGCUCCCCCAUUUGAUUAGAGCUGUCCGCCAGGCAGGGCUUAUAGUUACAUGGGUUAGUGAUCCCAUGCAUGGGAACACAAUAAAGGCUCCAUGUGGGCUCAAGACACGGCCGUUCGAUUCAAUCAGGGCUGAGCUGAGAGCUUUCUUUGACGUCCACGACCAAGAAGGGAGCUAUCCCGGAGGGGUGCAUCUGGAGAUGACUGGGCAGAAUGUGACGGAGUGCAUUGGAGGGUCAAAGGCUGUGACAGUAAAUGACUUGAACUCGCGUUACCACACACAUUGUGACCCCAGACUGAAUGCAUCGCAGUCGCUUGAGUUGGCCUUUUUGAUAUCAGACCGGUUGAGGAAAGACAGGUUAAAAUCAGCUAGGACUGAUUUGAAGAUGAACGGCAGUGUUUCAGUGUAAGCUUCUUUAGUGGAGUUGGGUUUAUUUACUUUGGGAGUACUGAGUUCUGGAAAAGUCCUGUAAGGAUCAUUUUGGUGAACAUGGAAGUUUUGCACCUUGAGCCUUCUUCAGAUUUUGUUUUGGUGAUGAAUCUAUAACUAGAACUUUGAAAAGUUUGAGAACCAUUAAGAAAAAUAUGAGUGUGACAUUACAGGGUAUGACAAUCAAAGGCUUCUAGAGUCUUUUUGU